AUGACAUCAAUAUCUAUUCAGUUUCAAUUGAAUGAUCAACAACCAAUUCUAGCAAACUUACCACAAGAUUUUACACUAGACGAUUUUAAGAGAGCAGCUGACAAUAUUUAUAAUAAUAGAAGUUUUCUUUAUUCUUUUGUAUGUCAUGGAAAAGAAUUGGAUUUAAGUGACGAGGAAAAAUUCAAUAAUUGUAAAGCAUUGAUCACAUCUGUAACAACAAUUUUUACAAUAGAACAUUUCAAAUGUUUUCUACCGGAAACAUUGAUUCUACGUGCCGAUCAACGUGAAAUACGUAUUAGUGAUGUUGAAUUAGGUGAUUGUUUAUUGGCAUUUACCAACGUUGGCGAGAUUGUUACUACAGUUGUUCAAGAUAUUUUUAAGCAUGAAGUCGAUGAAUACGUGGAAUUACAACUAGGAGAAAACCGACUGUAUACAACACGUGAACAUCCAUUUUUUGUUGGAAAUGGUAAUUUUUCUUCACUUGACAAUUUACGUGCUUCUGAUUCUGUCUACAGAUUGAUAGAUGGUAAUCUUCUAUCAACAAAAAUUACAAGUAUACAGACUAUUAAAGCACCAGCAACAUUUGUCUAUAAUUUAAGUACUACUCCACCACAUACUUACUUUGCUAACCGGAUAGCUGUUCAUAAUAAGUUUGGCAAGACAUUCAUAGACCUAACUAAGGGUAAUAGUCCUAAGCGAAUUGAAUGGAGUUCUAGCGCUCCUAAUUGGCGUAUUGCACGACCUGGAAUUUGCCUUGAAGGCAAAUGUUCUAAUCCAUCUUGCCUAGCACAUGAACAACUAGUAAUUAUAAACAUUGGAAUAAGAGAAUUCGAUCUUUUGACUGAAAGUUAUAAAAUAUCGAAAUGUCCUGAAUGUUCAAAAUAUGUUGAACCUGUAACUUGUGCUUUUAAUAAUUGUAUGUGGCGAUGGAAAGGUUUAAAGCAGUCAAAGAUUGACGCAGCACCAACGGAAGUUUCAGAAGAUUGGAAGCUUGCGGAUAAUGCUUACCAUCGUUUCGAUGAAACUGUUAAUGGUGAAGUCAUGUGGCUACAAUUGAUUCUUUAUGCAAAAGUCAAGUAA
Messenger RNA from Rotaria socialis, 1080 nucleotides. The record is from the annotation of a GenBank genome assembly. NCBI's taxonomy places the organism in Eukaryota, Metazoa, Rotifera, Eurotatoria, Philodinida, Philodinidae.